AUGAUAUCAACAUUUAUCUUACUUGUAAUCUUUUUCAAUAAACUAUCAGCUCAAUGCUCAACUCUCGAUUCUUGUGUGAGUUGUGCCGGAGUGACUAAUGGCCCAUUCACUUGCAGAUGGUGUCUCGAUACGUCUCGGUGUGUUUCUGGAAUGAUGGCCUGUCAAUCGAGUACAGUCGUCUCAUCGUACAACUGCCCGCGAAAUAUCUCCUCAAUUGUUUUCCCUGAAUUUUAUCUCGGCACUCGAGUCGUUCCGAUGAUCCGUGCCGCUUCAUUAGUCCUCGAAUGGGAGGAAAAUAGGGAAAUUUUACCAAUUCUCGAAACUCUUCCCAGCAAUGGUUCGGGAAUCAUUCGUUAUCGGAAUGCGACCGCUUGCCACGUGGGCGAUGCUUCUGUAAUUGUCGUUUCAAUGGAUUCAUUGAAAGAAGUUCUCAUCGCAUUUGAUUCAAGCAUGGGCGUGAAUGAAAUAAUCGCUCAAAUCUUUGAUUUCCUUCUCAAUCGUCAAGAACCCUACCAGUUUGGAGGAAAAGUGCUCACAUAUUACAAUUCUUGUUUUCUCACUCUCUGGAAAGUGGGAUUGGGGAAUUUCCUUCAGGCUUACCUUAAUGGAACUGGAAUGAAAUCAUGGAAUAUCUUAGUAACAGGUGCAGGUGUUGGAGGUUCACUUGCUUCAAUGCUUAUCCCAGCUCUUUCAUCACUUCAUCCACUUCAUAUUCGUUUGAUCACGAUCGGUCAAACGAGAACUGGAGAUAUCGAGUUUGCGAUAAAUGUUGAGAAAAAUGCCCAAUCGGCUUUUCGAGUUGUUGUUGGGGCAGAUCUUGUAGCUGAUAUGCCAAAAAGGAUUGGUGACUCACUCGACUUGGGACAUCAUUUUGCAUUUGAGGUCUACUACCCGAAUGGUCUCUCCCAUCCUUAUAUAAUCUGUGAUCAACCAGAAACUCCCACUUGCAGUAUGGGAGUUUUCUUCAAAGUACCCUGGCUGAAUAUGCUUUAUUUGACAAAAUACGAU
This is a messenger RNA of Mesorhabditis belari, 1008 nucleotides long. NCBI's taxonomy places the organism in Eukaryota, Metazoa, Nematoda, Chromadorea, Rhabditida, Rhabditidae. The record is from the annotation of a GenBank genome assembly.